Messenger RNA from Protopterus annectens (West African lungfish), 2370 nucleotides. RefSeq names its product SAM and SH3 domain containing 3 (gene SASH3). The record is from RefSeq and is a predicted model, not a curated record. Gene Ontology annotation, biological process: positive regulation of adaptive immune response; positive regulation of immunoglobulin production; positive regulation of B cell proliferation. The transcript has 8 exons. Gene Ontology annotation, cellular component: cytoplasm; nucleus. The coding region runs from base 184 to 1326 and encodes 380 amino acids. Lineage: Eukaryota; Metazoa; Chordata; Ceratodontiformes; Protopteridae. Gene Ontology annotation, molecular function: protein binding.
GAGAACUUCAACAAAGGCUGUUUGUGGCAACAACUGUUAGCCAUGUGACACUGCUUCCUGUAAUGUGCCUCUGUACUCUACAGAAACUUCAGUGAAGCAAGAUACUGUAGCCCCACUCUUUGCUCAUUCCAAAGUUAUACCAGGUUUUAAAGUAUAUCACCACCUUUACGUAUAGCUGCACCAAUGUUACGUCGAAAGCCUUCCAAUGCUUCGGAUAAAGAACCAAAUCAGAAGAGGAAGCUGUCUCUUCAAAGAUCAAGCAGCUUCAAGGAUUUUGUCACUAGACCCAAGCCUUCAUCCCCUGUGGUAGCCGACAAGGAAUUCCAGCUGGAAGAUGAUAUCGCUGAGGUUGAAGGGCUGGAUGAAACCAAUAAGGGAAGUGGCAGCAAACUGGGUAAAAAAUGGAGGGCAGUCAUCUCUCGAACCAUGAACAGGAAGAUGGGGAAGGCAGUAGCCAAAGCUCUACAAGAAAAUAUGGUUGAGAGUGGUGAUGAAGGGUCUAUGUCUCCCAUGACCCCAGAUGAAGAAAUCAUGUACAGAAAUGAGAAGGUAGCACUUUCAUAUAUGUACUCAGAUGAGAAUCCACACAGCCCUGCCAGCAGGCAGACAUCAAGUGGUAGCGAGAUUCAGAGCCCAGACUUCACAGGAAGUAGUCGAAACAGUAUGCGCCUGGAAGACAUGACUUCACUUUACACUGGGCCUUUCUGUGGUCGAGCACGUGUCCAUACAGACUUCAUUCCUAGUCCUUAUGAUAUUGAAUCAUUAAAACUCACGAAAGGGGACAUUAUAUAUAUUAUUGAAAAGCCUCCUGUGGGUACCUGGACAGGUGUGCUAAGGAACAAAGUAGGAUCAUUCAAGUUCAUUUAUGUAGACAUCCUUCCGGAGGAAACGGAGCAACCCAAGCCUUCCCGGACUCAUUCCAAAAGCAAACGUCCCAAACCAAAGAACCUACAGGAACUGCUGGAGAGAAUCAACCUUCAGGAACACAUCCCGACUUUGUUACUGAAUGGGUAUCAGAGCCUGGAUGACUUUAAGGAACUAAAAGAACUGCAUUUGAAUGAACUAAACAUCACUGACCCAGAGGACAGGGCAAAACUCCUAACAGCAGCAGAUCUUCUAUUCGAUUAUGACACUGGAAGUGACACAGAUGAUGGCAAAAAGGACAACAAACCUGAACUGCAGCCGUCUACAUCUGACUCUAGUGUUGAUGUUCCGAGGGAUUCUGGGUGCUAUGAGGGCUCUGACAGCUUGGAAAAUGGCCGUGAUGACUGUGAUACCAGUAUCGAAGAACAACUUCAAAAUCUUGUUAUAGUGGAUUCUCCUUGACUGAAAAGAUGGAAUGAGAGGCAGAAGUAGAAAUUCAGAGGGGGUACUGCAGGAAUUCAAUAAUAAUGGCAUUUAGCUUAUUGUGAAGAUAAAUCUCACUUUUUCAACUGAGAAUAUUUUUGGUUCUGAUUGUUAUUUUUAUUAUACAAUAAGAGACUGCAUUACAGUACAUAUAUAAAAUUGUACAUGCACCCAUUCUGCAGUGGCUAAAAUGUAAAAGUAAGCUACAAAAAGCAAAAUGCUCUGGAAAACAAAUACAGUGAGCUAAGCAAAACAGAACCAUUUGUCAAUGUACGCUCAGAAUGAACAAUGUCUCGACUGUAAGAUACAAAGGGAAAAGAAUAUCGCACCAUUAUCAGAUCUCGUCAACUGAAUGUCCCUGUGUGACUGCAAAUACGCCUGUUUUGACAAUGUAGUGUUUGCUGUGAUAACAAACUUUGUACGAAGAUGAGGAAAAAUACUAUCUGCCUUAGAUUUUGGGCAGUAGAAAGUGGACUGAAAACAAUUCAUCUUAUCUCAACUUAAUGCUUAUUUCAUUGCUUUGUCAAAAUUAGUAUUAUAGUUUGAUUUCAUAGGUAACUGAUAUUGUGACUAUCAUAUUAUGAUUGUAUUACAAGUAUGAAAUUGCUAUUUUUGUGGUGUAUGCAUACUUUAUUUUGAGGGUCAAAACUUCCUGAUGGACAUCAGAGACAUUUUAUGGCAUCCCUUAAAGCUGUAAGGGUUACAUACACAAAUCUAACAACAAAAUAAUAAUACAACAACCAAGCUACUUACAAAAGUGCACUAUACUUUUUUUUUAGUUGUGACAUUUCUGUUUGAAAAUAUUACCCUCCUGUUGUUGUAACUGUGUCCAUCUCUCAUUAUACAGUAGUUGUUAGUUGUGAUGUUGCCACAUAAGCAUUUUAAAGUUUUCAUGUACACACACACACACACACACACACACACACACACACACACACACACACACACACGCACACAAGACAGUUUGUUGUCCAUUCUACUUUUCUAUCAACUUAGAAUGAUUAAAAAAAAUUUUACCAGUUA